UGGAGAAGAAAAAUCCUGAAGAUGGCAGGCAAAGGAAGUAACACAGACUGCAUGUCAUGCAGCGUACUGAACUGGGAGCAGGUCAGCCGUCUGCAUGAGGUUCUUACAGAGGUGGUUCCGAUCCAUGGACGAGGUAACUUCCCAACGCUGAAGAUAACUCUGAAGGACAUUGUUCAGACUGUUCGGAGUAGGCUGAGUGAAGCAGGCAUUGUGGUACACGAUGUCCGUCUGAAUGGCUCUGCAGCUGGUCAUGUUCUUGUCAAGGAUAAUGGGCUGGGAUGCAAAGACCUGGAUCUCAUUUUUCAAGUUUCUCUUCCAAGUGAGGCAGAGUUUCAGUUAGUUCGAGAUGUGGUGUUGCGAUCCCUCUUGAAUUUCUUGCCAGAAGGAGUAAGCAAGCUAAAAAUCAGUCCAGUAACACUGAAGGAAGCCUACAUCCAGAAGCUAGUCAAAGUGUACACAGAGUCUGACCGUUGGAGCUUGAUAUCGCUUUCCAACAAACAUGGCAGGAAUGUGGAGCUGAAGUUUGUAGACUGUAUACGACGACAGUUUGAGUUCAGUGUGGACUCAUUCCAAAUCAUACUGGACUCCCUGCUCUUUUACUACGACUACUCGGAAACCCCCAUGUCAGAGCACUUCCAUCCAACUGUGAUCGGGGAGAGCAUGUAUGGAGACUUUGAAGCAGCUUUUGAUCACCUGCAGAACAAGCUGAUAGCUACCAAAAAUCCUGAAGAGAUCCGAGGUGGUGGGCUGCUGAAGUACAGUAACCUCUUAGUACGAGACUUCAGGCCCAUGGAUAAGGAUGAGAUCAAAACAUUGGAGCGCUACAUGUGUUCCCGAUUUUUCAUAGACUUCCCAGACAUCCUGGAUCAGCAGCGCAAACUAGAGACCUACCUCCAGAACCACUUCUCCAAAGAAGAGAGGAGCAAAUAUGACUACCUCAUGAUUCUGCGCAGGGUGGUGAAUGAGAGCACAGUCUGUCUCAUGGGACAUGAGCGAAGGCAGACUCUCAACUUGAUUUCUCUGCUAGCACUCAGAGUGCUGGCAGAACAAAACAUCAUCCCUAAUGCCACUAACGUUACCUGUUACUACCAGCCAGCACCUUAUGUUAGUGAUGUAAACUUCAGCAACUACUAUCUUGCAAAUGCUCCUGUGUCAUACAGCCAGUCCUACCCCACUUGGUUGCCUUGCAAUUGAUUGCUUCACCUGAGUGGAGGCUACUGAAGGUCAAGAUGUUGAGUGUAUAUAGACAAGUAAUAACUGUCAGUUGGAGGUUUUCUAGUGGAAACAGGACUGCAUUGGACUUUCCAUUUCCUGGUGUGCAGUAGAAAUAUGCAGCCAGGUUACCUGCUAUGAACCUUUCAGUAUAUCUACAAAUGCCAAGAAGCCUUAUUACCUCUUCAUUAGGAGAAGAGGACCAGCAGCCAAAUGUUAGAGGAGUAGUUGCAAAACUCGGUACUAGUUCUGGAAAUGGCUAUUAACGUGUGAUCUAAGUGGAGUAUUUGGUAAACUGGGUUAGUUAAUGAAGGAAAGGCUGUAAAACGUCUUGAGCAGAAGCCACUCCUGGAACAGCAACAAAACUCUGCUUUCUGUUGCCUAACCUCGUUACUCUGUACUUCCUUAGUUCAAGUUCUGGCCAACUUUCUGUUGAACUAAUUGUGCAAGAGAGGGCUUGUGUCGUGCUUGGGCUGCUUCUACUUUCUGGCUGUGUAGAACUGGUAACUGUAUGGAUAUUGUCUGUCUUGUAGAGGGCCUAAAUGUUGUUUCCUGUAGUACCUAGGGAUACAUGGUCCAGCCUCAAGUUCAAGAUUAAUUUCUUGGAAGUUGAAGAUGGAUUAGUAAGUCUAUUGCUAAAGCAUAAGCUGGCUGAAUUUUUCUUGCAUGAUAAAUUUGCAAGGUGACAUCUCUAAGCAUGCACCAAAACACAGUCCAAAACUUGGUAAUGUGAAAAGUCCUUCUACUGAGGAACUGAAGCCUUAAACAGAA
Opisthocomus hoazin is the source of this 1983-nucleotide messenger RNA. Lineage: Eukaryota; Metazoa; Chordata; Aves; Opisthocomiformes; Opisthocomidae. The record is from RefSeq and is a predicted model, not a curated record.